UAUUUUGAUCGAUAAGAUGUGCACGAACUUAUCACGCGUUUGCUUAACGAUAGUAGAAAAAGAUUUUCUUGUAUUAACAAGGACACACCGAUUCCGUGCUAAAGCGGUAUGGUUAACAAAUCAGUUAAUUAUUCGAUACAGCACAAUGAAAAAAUACAGCAGCAACACCAACAAGAGAUAAUAUACGCUGUAACUUUUGGCGUGACCAUGGCUCUUAUUUUGGUUGGCAAUAUACUCACUUGUCUUGUUUUUUGUAUUCAACGAAAUUUACGAACUGCUAUGAACUAUUUUAUCAUAUUCUUAGCAUUCAGCGAUAUAUUUGUUGCGUUGGUUCCCAUGCCGAUUUACUUGUACUUUAUCAUAAAGAAAACCUGGCCACCAAUGAUACAAAGUGACACGUUUGCAUUGCUUGACGUAAUCACAUGCGUAUCAUCUAUUGGAAACUUAACUGCGAUAAGUAUUGACAGAUACUAUGCAGUUGUCUAUCCCCUUAAACACAGAGCAUACAUGACGAAAAGAAAAUCUUUAUUUAUUAUUGCAUUUGUUUGGAUUUGUAGUGUGACCAUUGCUUUAACCAACAACCUACUUGGAUGGGUGAAAUAUACAUACUUUGCUAUGUUACUAGGUGUGCUGUUUCCCUUUAUUUUCAUGAUCUUUGCGUAUGUUUCGAUUUUUUACACGGUAAAAAAGAGUCGAAAAGUGUCGAAAAGAUCAGUGGCAAGGGAAUGGAAGGUAGCUAGGACAAUUUUAAUUGCUAUCACUGUCUUCUUCCUGUGUUGGAUACCGUUCUUAGUUGUGAAUCUCUACAUAGUAAUGACAAUGAAUCCAGUUUCACGAGUUCUUGUCUACGGCGUAAAAUGGCUACAUUAUUUUAACAGUUGCUGUAAUCCGAUUAUUUAUGGAUUAUUUCAUGAUCAAUUCGCAACAGCGAUUAAAGUUUUUUUGAGGAAGUGCUUAGGAAAGCCGGAUACACCUUUAAGAAGGGGAGCCAAUACCCGGCAAAACUUACAAUGAGCACUGGGGCGAAAUCUUUGCGUUUCGAUGGAAGCUCUAAAAACUCUGUUUCUU
This is a messenger RNA of Hydractinia symbiolongicarpus, 1068 nucleotides long. RefSeq names its product D(2) dopamine receptor A-like. The coding region runs from base 109 to 1014 and encodes 301 amino acids. Gene Ontology annotation, cellular component: membrane. Gene Ontology annotation, molecular function: G protein-coupled receptor activity. The transcript has a single exon. The record is from RefSeq and is a predicted model, not a curated record. Lineage: Eukaryota; Metazoa; Cnidaria; Hydrozoa; Anthoathecata; Hydractiniidae. Gene Ontology annotation, biological process: G protein-coupled receptor signaling pathway.